CGGCCUAGGAGCUGGGGAGAUUGUUUUAUUCGGCCUCAAGGGCGAUACCGACAAGGGAUGGACUGCAGUGUUAUACAAUCCGAGCCUUCAGUAGGGGCUGGUAGCUCAAGGCUACAGCGGAGCCACGUCCGUAUCUAGACGCUUUCGAUUCUUUUUCUGAUCCUCGGCAUGUGCCAACAUCUUCAUAUCUUAUCGGACUUGUAAAUGUCACUUGUGCAUCGGAAGAAUUGUAGUACCAGUACGUUUGUGUCAUCAUCCUCAGCGCGCGAUGUCAGCUAUAAGUUUCAGUAUCUGGCUUAUUUUCCACGUGAUCGCGUCCGAAAUCAGUGAUCUAAUCUCAGCUCUUGACCCUGAUGCAGGCUGAGUCCGAAGACCGUUCUCUUGCUCCCGAGCAUCCCAUCCCCAACAGACACUUCUUUUCGGUUGAAUAUCCUGGCUAUGUCCGUCAAGAAUCCGUGCCUAUCGCGAUACAAAAUCUUGGUGGGCAAGCCGCGCACUCGACAAUGCUUUCAAACGCAGGGCGAAGACGGAACCCGCGACCUUGGAGCUGAAACUACGUCCUGGGAACCCUUUCGCGCACCCAUCCCCGGAGAUGUUGUCUCGACGAAUAGCCUUGUCCUCAAAAUCGUGAAACGCCGUCGGAAAAAUCGAAUGGACGACAGAGGCACGGUCGGGGAGUACACUGCCGAGAUCGUCGGUGCGGCUCCCAAAACGGUGAGAUUCAGAAGUAUGGCUGACUACCAGUACCAGCCGGACGCCAACGAUCCGGUGACUAAGCUACGGACGGCAAUGGACAUUACGGAUGGUAUCGUCGAGACCCUCCGGAGUUAUUCCAUGCCAGCUGAACGUGCUGAGUACCUUGUUCCUGUAAUGUCUCCCGAGUCCUCCAGUACGGACAUGAACGCCAUGACCAAUCUCGAUCCUGCUCUGGAACGAACGCCGGACGACGCAGAAGCUCAGCGCCAGCCUAGGCAAAGCAACUUGCGCCUGUUUCCGCCACCGCUGUUCAGUCGCCAGGCGCUUCCUCAGCCAUACAAGUAUUUUCAAGGCCAAUCCGGCAUCCAUGGUAACGUCGAUCGUCAACGAAGAAACGGAGAGGAGAAGAAACGUCUCAUCAAUAAAAUGCGCUGGAAAGGAUUCGGUCCAAUUUCGCUCUCGUUCAGCGAUCGCCAGGUGACGCACGGGCGCGCGAGCUACGUUGAACGAGGCUCUGGUCAAAAAGCUCUUGGAGGUUUGCGAUUUCUUCUCGCUGCAGAGGCCGCGAUACUCAAGGAAGGCAAGAUUUUCACGACACGACCAGUAUGGACUAGGGCAGCUCUCCUCACUCAGUUGACGCCUUCAGAGGCCAGAGAAGCCACCAACACAAAAGCAUUGCUGCCCACUGUAUGUUACGUUUUCAGCGAUGGACCAUGGAGAGACACACUUGUUCGAUUCGGUUACGAUCCCAGGCAGAAAGCGGAAUCCAGAUUCUACCAACGAGUUUAUUUCCGCAAUGUGAAUCACCCGAUUGUCAAGCCAUCUGUGAUGACGCGGCGGCAAGAUCGUUCCAUUACUGGUGGGUCCGAAUACAACAGCAUUGUCGAUGGAUCGGAGAAGGAUGCUGAACGCAAGGAAACAGCAUCAUUUCAGCUCUGUGACCUCCACGACUCUAUGCUCCAAGAGAUGAUCGAAGACGAGUCCGAGCUGAGAGAAGAAUGCGACGAACGUGACGGAUGGUACACAACGUACGCCCUCGAGAGAAUCAAGACCGUCCUUCGACACAAGUUCUUCACUACUCUGGAGGGUUAUCCGGCAACAGACGAAGAAUGCCGACAACUGCUCGUUGCGUCGGCGCAAAUGCCGAGCAGAGGCAAAGAAUUCUCGAAUCUAAGGAACGUCCGUCUCAAACUGGGCAAGCAUAACAUGGCCAAGGGAGCAUUAAGGCCGGAGGAUGCUGCGGCCUUGAGAUUGAGGGCUGCACUAGACAAGACCGCGCGCGAUCGCACCGAACCGAAGGACUGAUCGAUGUCCAUAGUUUCUUGAUACCGUGUAUUCAGCAUUGCG
This is a messenger RNA of Mycena citricolor, 2043 nucleotides long. The record is from the annotation of a GenBank genome assembly. Lineage: Eukaryota; Fungi; Basidiomycota; Agaricomycetes; Agaricales; Mycenaceae.